AAUGAUAUUUUUAUACCAUUACACGUAACUUGAGAGUAUUUUAAAUCUCCUGAAUUCUCGGUAUAUUUUAUGCAAGUUCAAAAUGGUUAAGUAUUUAUGUACGGAGGGACUUGUGAGAGAUCCAGGAAGGGAAAGAGGAGGAAGGAAAAAUCCAUCUUUCUGAAAAGUGAGAGAGAGAAGCAGAACGAGCUGACCCAUUGAUUAAGAAGAGAGAAAAAAAUGGGAUGCUCGUUCUCGGGGCUGAAUGCUUUGUAUGACAGUGCCAAUGGCGGAGGAGAUGUUUGGAUCAAUGAGAAUAGGUUCAGGAUCCUCAAGCCAAUCGGCGGAGGCAGUUUGGCCAAUCUCUUCCUCGUCAAGGAGCUCAGUUCUGACCCUUCUAAACCUGGAAUUUCAAAAGAAUUCAAGGAUCCUUCUCAUGUCUCUGAUGGUGGAACUUAUGCCAUGAAGAAAGUUCUUAUUCAGAACAAUGAACAGUUAGAGUUAGUGAAAGAGGAGAUCCGCAUUUCGUCUCUGUUUAGCCAUCCCAAUCUGCUUCCUCUCCUGGAUCAUGCUUUCAUUUCGGUCAAGGUCUCACCAGACCAGUCUAGGAAGCAGGAGGCUUACUUAUUAUUUCCAGUCCAUUUGGAUGGGACAUUACUGGAUAGUGCCAAAACCAUGCAAGCAAAGAAGGAGUUCUUUUCCACUUUGGAGGUGCUUCAAAUAUUUCAUCAGCUUUGUGCAGGUCUCAAGCAUAUGCACAACUUUGAUCCUCCGUACGCCCAUAAUGAUGUCAAACCUGUUAAUGUUCUCUUAACACAGAGAAAAGGACAGGCACCUCUUGCAAAAUUAAUGGAUUUUGCAAAUGCACGUCCUGCAAGAAGACAAAUUCGUUCUCGCUCAGAGGCCCUAGAGUUGCAGGAAUGGGCAUCUGAGCAUGUUUCAGCAUCUUUCCGUGCACCUGAAUUGUGGGACUGCCCAAGCCAAUAUGAUAUUGAUGAAAGAACUGAUGUCUGGUCAUUAGGUUGUACAUUAUUUGCUAUAAUGUAUGGAGUGUCUCCAUUCGAGUAUGCACUUGAGGAAUCUGAUGAAAGUCCACAAUUGGCUAUUGUAAAUGCACAAAUAAAGUGGCCCACUGAACCUAAUGCUCCAUAUCCCAAUGACCUUAACCAGUUUGUGACAUGGAUGCUUCAGCCUCAAGCGACAGUCCGACCUCACAUAGAUGAUAUUGUAAUUCAUGUUGACAAGUUGAUCUCGAAGUAUUCCCAUUAAAGUGAUGGGAGGAGAACAUGUUGGGUUUAGUUCACAUAUGCAUCAUCCAUAUAAACAUCUUAGCAUAUUACAGAAUCCACCAUAAGUUACUGUUGCAUUGUUUCUUGUUAAAAGGUGAUAGAAGACUCAGUAACUCAUUGUACCUUGUUAUACCCGAGGAAAGAGGUUUUGGCAGUUGUCCUUUAUCUACUGUUUAAAAUGAUUUGAUUUUGAACAAUCUCAACUUUUGUUCUCAUGUCCAAAGGAAAAUUUUGCCUUGGUUCCUUCUCCGCAA
This is a messenger RNA of Capsicum annuum, 1522 nucleotides long. RefSeq names its product probable serine/threonine-protein kinase DDB_G0291350. The transcript is spliced from 6 exons. Lineage: Eukaryota; Viridiplantae; Streptophyta; Magnoliopsida; Solanales; Solanaceae. Gene Ontology annotation, molecular function: protein serine/threonine kinase activity; ATP binding. The coding region runs from base 220 to 1248 and encodes 342 amino acids. The record is from RefSeq and is a predicted model, not a curated record. Gene Ontology annotation, cellular component: cytoplasm. Gene Ontology annotation, biological process: protein phosphorylation.